AUGGUAAAUGAACUUAAAGAAUUAUCAAAAAAUGGAUUAAUAACUGAUUUUGGUAAGAAACGUGUGGUUGUUAGUGGCUUUUGCUGUGAUGCACCGGCUAGGAGCUUCAUAUUGAAGACUAAGGGUCACACCGGAUUUUUUUCUUGUUCGAGGUGUACAAUCGAGGGUGUAUAUUUGGAAAACAGGGGAGUUAUGAAAAAACUGAUUUUAUUGUGGUUGGGCAGUAUAAAAAAAGCACCUUUGUCAGUUCGUUUAGAGACUAUAAAAGUACUAACUAUUUCCAAUAAUCUUUUACUGCUUAAACCAUUUAUUACUUCAGAUUUUUCAAGACUUCCUAGGGGUCUAAAUGAAGUACCUAGAUGGAAGGCCACAGAGUAUAGAUUAUUUCUUUUGUACUCUGGGCCUAUAGUGUUGCAAGGUAUGCUAAACGAAGACUGUUAUUCCCAUUUUAUAUGUUUACAUAUAUGCUUUAGAAUUCUAUUAACAUCUAACGUUGAAAGUGAGCUGAUACAUUUUUGUGAAAAAUUGUUGAUAUAUUUUGUUGAUAAAUUUGGGAAAUUAUACGGGAAACACUUCAUAUCGCACAAUGUUCAUGGGUUGUUGCAUAUUGUAGAUGAUUAUGCACAAUAUGGUGCUCUUGACAAUUGCUCUUGUUUUCCUUUUGAAAACUUUUUACAGUUUUUAAAAAAAAUGGUUCGGAAAUUUGAAAAACCUCUAGAGCAGGUUAUAAAGCGUUACAACGAAUAUUUGACAUUUUCUGAAUUUAAAGAUUCUACUUGCAAAAAAGACAUAGACUUUAGAAAGCCACACAAUGAAGGGCCAAUUAUUGAUCAAUUUAAUGGGUCUCAGUUUAAAUGUAUUAUAAUAGAUGAUUUUAAAAUUGAUACACAGUCCAUUGCUAAUUGCUAUGUUGGUUUUACUAAAGAAAACCAACUUCAUAUUUCAUCAUUAAGUGAAGCAAAAUCAAAAGCAAGUAUUGCUAUGUAUAGAUCUGAUUUUACUGACGAUGAUGAUAAUAUAUCCAAUUUGAAAAAACAAAACUCACCAGCGAGAUCAAAUGCAUCAAUGCCUCUGUUUUCUGAUUCAGAUAAUGAAAACGAAUCUUUGAUGAUGGUUUCCAAAAAACCAUUUAUAUCAAUGAAAUGUGUAUCUGCCGGUUCUAUUAAAAACCACACAAAAAAACGUCAAAAUGGUUGGUCCCCAUCUCCAAAAAAAUUUAAAUCAAUAAAAACUCAUGUUGAUGAGGAGCAGGAUGUUGCUAUUCUACCAUCACCAAAACCAAGCACUUCAACAUCCCAUGCUGAAAAAAGUUCUACAGCUAGAAAACUUUCUUUUACACAUGACGUGUCUGACGUUUUUGAUUUCAAAAAAACAAAAAAUCUACCCAUUCAUUCUACAAUUGAAAGAAGAAAUGACAUCAAAGAACAGGAUCCUGUUGCUUUAUACCAUAAUAAGUCUAACACCCCAAUUAGUAUUUCUAAUGUAGUACCUGCAGAUCAAAGUCUGGAAACAAAAGAUACGGCAGCAAGUGUUAGCUCUAAAGCUUCUACUGUUUCACAUGAUACUAUUUUUCAAAAUAAUAUGAUGCGUAAUAUGGCAUUUUUAAAAGUGGAAAUGCGACAAAUUCAAAGUAACCAAUCAGUUAUGUUUGAACAUUUUGAAUCAAUAUUAACUCAUUUACAAGGCAAUAAUACAUAUACUGAUAAAAAGAGUUUGUCUCAAAACGAUUUUCAUGAUUGCCCAUUACCCUUAGAUAAUAAUAUUGAUUUAAAUACCAUAGAAGACAAAAUUGCUGGCGAUCAUCAAUUUAAAUCACGUUUGAUUAACGAGCUGUCUUAUAUUGGAGGAAAAAAUUGCAAAGCCAUGGUAAAAAGACUAAUGUCAAAAUUGUUUACCGACGAUCUUUUAUCUGAUUACUCUUAUACCGGUAAAAAGGGUAAAAAACCAUUUUCAACGCUAUUCAUUUGCUCAGUUAUAUUUGAUGCUAUAAAAAAACAAGUGAAGUUCUCAAAUAUUCCUAAAAAUGAAAUUGAAGAAACAAUAAAGCAAGUAUUAGCUCAAGCUCCGUUCAACAUUAAAAGAAAAAUGGACAAAAAAACAUGUGCAAAUUCCACUACUUGAUUAUAUUAUUUAUCAUUUUAUUACUUAUCUAAAAGACUAUAAUAAUAUAUA
Molecule: messenger RNA, 2172 nt
Organism: Acyrthosiphon pisum (pea aphid)
Lineage: Eukaryota; Metazoa; Arthropoda; Insecta; Hemiptera; Aphididae
Exons: 11
Coding region: 1-2121 (706 amino acids)
Source: RefSeq, a predicted model, not a curated record